UAUAAAAUAUACAUUUAAGUUGAUUAUAAUUGUGUUCCUGCAGUCAGCCUGUAUUUUCUCUUCAGUGUUUCGUCACAACAUGGCGACGCGCUCAGACCCCAGGCUCGAUUUAAACACUGAAAACACACAGGUGACUAAAACUAUGGAGGCUGAUAUCAUCGGGGUUUGCGGUAUCGAGACACGAGGACUUGUUGAGGGUAGCAGUUCUCCAGAUUUGGGGACUCCAUCCCAGGAUAACGUGGAUGAUUUUGUGGGCCUGGUGAGCAGCGAAGAGGAGAGAGGAGAGACACCAGGAAGGGAGGAUAGCAACCCUGAAGAACUGGAUCGUUGUGCUGAGAAAACCAAGGACCAGAAAGCAUUCGGCAAAGAGGUACUAUUGCUGAUGCAGGCGCUUCAUGCUUUGGCCACCCCAGAGGAAAAACUUGCAGCGCUCUGUAAGAAAUAUGCCGACCUGCUGGAGGAGAGCCGCAGCAUGCAAAAACAGGUGAAGGUGUUGCAGAAGAAGCAGAACCAGGUGCUCAAAGAGAAGAUUCACCUGCAGAGCGAGCACAGCAAAGCUGUUCUAGCCCGGAGCAAACUUGAGAGCUUGUGCAGGGAACUUCAACGUCACAACAAGACCCUGAAGGAGGAGAACGCUCAGAGGUUUAGGGAGUACGAGGAGCGGCGCAAGGAGGCAACGCUGCACUUCCAGAUGACGCUCAAUGAGAUCGAGGCCCAGAUGGAGCAGCAUAACUCCCAUAACAGCAAACUGAGACAGGAGAACAUGGAGCUGGCCGAGAAACUCAAGAAACUCAUCGAGCAGUACGAGCUGCGGGAGGAGCACAUCGACAAGGUGUUCAAACAUAAGGAACUCCAGCAGCAGUUGGUGGACGCUAAACUCCAGCGGACGGCCGAGCUGAUGCGAGAGGUGGAGGAGAAACAGCAGAGGGAACGGGAGUUUCUACUGAAAGAUGCAACGGAGUCCAGACAUAAAUGUGAACUGAUGAAGGAGCAGGAGCAUCAGCUAAAACAGCAGCUCACUUUGUACAUGGACAAAUUUGAGGAGUUUCAGACCACACUCGCCAAAAGCAACGAGGUCUUCACCACUUUCAGACAAGAGAUGGAGAAGAUGACAAAGAAGAUCAAGAAGCUAGAGAAGGAGACCACUCUAUGGAGGACCAAAUGGGAGGCCAACAACCAGACUCUACUGCAAAUGGCAGAAGAGAAAACAGUGCGAGAUAAAAAUUACAAAGCCCUCCAAGGCAAACUGGAGCGCCUGGAAAAGCUUUGCAGGGCCCUGCAGAGAGAACGCAACGACCUGAACCAGAAACUCAAGUCUGUUCAGGGUCCAGCGAAAGAUCCUGAAGAAGAGGGUACGGGCCCUCCUGACCCCCAACCAGAGGAGCACCCGAACCAACCCUCAAACCCAGAUAUGACGAGAGAAGUGGAGGGGGAAAUGCCUGAAACAGAGAAACUCGGACUUCGGUCUGAGGAAGAAGGCGACACAUCAUCGAGACAACUCAUUGACAACUGAGCCUGGCCUUCUGGCCUGCCUUAUUUUUUUGUGGAGGUAUAUAUUUUUGUCUAACAAUUAUUAUCAUAACAGAAAUCGCGAGGAUAAAGCAGGACAUUAGUGAAGAAUCUAACUGCUCUGUAUGUUGUUAAUCAGCUUUGUGGCAAGCACUUUUUACUCCCUCUUUUUUAUCACAUUGUAUUUUCGUAGGAAAUGGUCAUGUGGUCCAAAAUGGCCGCCAUGCAGCUUUGUUUCGUACGGACGUUUUUUUUUCUUUUCUCAUUCUCAGCCGUUCUCUGCUCAGCUGUGCUGUGGUGGCACAUUUUUCUGUUCUCUUUAAUAAAAUGUAGCUCUUGGCACUGACUUAGGAUCAGAAUAAAUAAUUACGUAUGCAUAUAACGUCAAAUAUUGCUAUUUUUAAUCAGCCGUAUGUAGUAAAGAAGCUCUAAAUGUCUAGAUAACCUUGAGAGUUGAUAAACAGGGCAUUAAUAUCUCAAGAGAUGUUUUACAACAAGCUCACCUGCUCUUUGCCAUACUGAGUCUGAGCCAGGAAGGGUCCUUAACGGGUCACACUUCCAUAGCUUUGAUUAAAAUCCACUUGAAAGUUUAAAGAGAUGGGUUAAGAUUCCUAUGCGUCAGCUGGGACGCCUCACUGCCUGUGGCUUUUUUCCAUAUGAGAAUUUGAUUAAGGGCUAGUGUGACUUUAAAAGGCUGCUACAUCUUUAACCAUUGUGAAAUAGUACGAACCGUGUCACUUCCUUUAAGACUGAUUGUGUCGACUGAAAAACUUUAUUUUAUGUAACAGCACAUCUUUACCAACUCAUAAAGCCAAAUGCAUUUGAAAAUAACUCCAUUUAUUUUUGCAAGAGACAGGGUAGUUCAUUUUUGUUUUGUUGGUGUGAGGUGGAAACAACAUAAGCUAGUUAGACUAGACAAUAAAUUCAAUACAAGAUAUCAUUAGGCAAUGUCAAGAAAUAUUUUCCCCCCUUAAAUGCUAAAAUUGUCCAGACUGAUUUUUUUGUGAGCUUGCCAUUAUAAAAAUCCCUUUUUUAAAAACCUUAAAAAAAUAUAUAAUAGUUAAUCCCAACGCUCAAUACUUAACGUUUGUUGUAUUAAGAUAUGAUUGGUUCGAUUCAGAACCUGUUGCUUUUGUUUUUGGAAGCUCUACAUAACUUGAGGUUAAAUGUAAUUUCUUUGUAAUUUAUAAUAAGAGAAACACUUUGGUAUCUUAAUUUGAGCAAUUUUACCUGUUGACAGGUCACAUUAUUUCCUAGACAAAAAAAACUAUGUAAUUUAAAAAUAGGCCUUACCUUUUUUUGAUACUGGCUAUACUGAAUGUGAUUUGGUUUUGGACUUUAUAAUAAAUAAGAAUAAAAUAUCUGUAAUUUAAGAUAUACAUGCAAUGCUAAACUGUUCAUUAGAGCUGCAUAUAUUGUCAAUGUUGCUAAUAAUGUGAAACUAUAUCAUUGAAAACUCAACCAGUGAAUGUAGAAAUACAGAUUUCCAAUGCAAGCUGCCUCUUAGCUCUUCAUUAAAUGGCAUGGACACACAGGGUCUAAAAUCACUUGCCUCAGGUCCAUAAAGCAACAUUUGGCUUUGUGCAUGCCCAGAUCUGUCCUCUGAAACAGGCCAGUAUGUUACAUUUUGUAAGUGGAGAAUCCAAGACCAUACAUUGCAUUUUUUGAGAUCAUUUUAGUGCAAAAUAUGCAAUUUUCUGGAUGAGGUCCUUUGAUUUGAUAUCAGUCGUGAAUGUGUUUGACUUUGCCAAACUGAAACAGAUUUUCACCAGCUUUCAUCACUACUCUUCAGUUUGUUUGUUUUUUGUCGGAUCCAAGCACUUGAUAUACAUGUCUUGGACUUCUCUCUCUAUGUAAUAGUUUCACAUCACUUUUAAUUUUCUCUGUAAGUGGGGUCCAGUUUGUUUAAAAUUUGUGAGGUGUUGGUACCGUCUUUUGUAUCGCUUCUGCGUUCGCUGUUUAUUUUGGCAAUGCCCCAGUUUGAUUCUCAGGUUAUGCAAAAAAUCUACCUCUGCAGGUUAGACGUACUGUGAAAGACGCUCGAGAGAGCUUUUCUUUCUCCCCCAGCUCAGCCCAUGUGACCCCUCUGAGAUUGUACAAUGCUCUUGUAGUUUGUCUUGCUUUUCAAUAAAACAUUUUGUAGAAUUUUC
This is a messenger RNA of Paramisgurnus dabryanus, 3659 nucleotides long. RefSeq names its product taxilin gamma (gene txlng). NCBI's taxonomy places the organism in Eukaryota, Metazoa, Chordata, Actinopteri, Cypriniformes, Cobitidae. Gene Ontology annotation, molecular function: syntaxin binding. Gene Ontology annotation, biological process: regulation of cell cycle. The record is from RefSeq and is a predicted model, not a curated record.